CUGCGCGGCGAGCGGCACCGGGCGGCCCGAGCGGGGCCCGAGCGGCACCGGGCGGCCCCGCCAUGGCCAUGGCGCUGAAGAUGCUGCCCUGCAAGAAGCGCCGAGCGGCGGCGGCGGCGGCGGGGCCGCCGAGCCCCAGGGAGCGCGGGGAGGACGCGGAGCUGCCCGGAGGCUCCGGUGCUGCCGAUGGAGGCGGCUCCGCCAGGCCCGCGGGGAGGGGGCCCGGGGAGGCCUCGCCGAAGAGCGGGAGGAAGCCCCCGGUGAGGGCGGCCCUGAGCCCCGGGCAGGAGCUCCCCGCGGGGCCCGGCAGCCCGGCGGCGGCGGCGGCGGAAGGGAAAAUCCCCAAGCUGUACACAGAGGUGGAGGUGAGCUCUCAGAGGGAUCUGUGUCCAGGUGAAAGCCCUGGGGCAGUGCCAGAGUCUCCAGGGAGAAGCUCCCUGCAGGUUGCUGCUGCCAGAAAUCCCACCACGAUGAAGCCACCCAAGAACACCAGAGCUGAGGAGCAGGAUGGGGAGGACGUGGAGAGGAGGAAGAGGAGGAGGAAGGCAAGCAAAAGGAAAAGAGAAGGGAAGAGCCAGGAAGAAGAGGGCUCCUUGUCCUGUGACAUCAAGCUGGACGAGUCCCUGGACCGCACCCUGGAAGACGGAGCCAAGCAGCACAACCUGACCGUGGUCAACGUCAGGAACAUCCUGCACGAGGUGAUCACAAACGAGCACGUGGUGGCCAUGGUGAAGGCAGCCAUCAGUGAGACAGAAGAUAUUCCUUUGUUUGAGCCCAAAAUGACUCGUUCCAAGCUGAAGGAAGUGGUGGAGAAAGGAGGGGUGUUUUUGUGUCUGCAGGUGAUUCCCACAUGGAACAUUUCUCCAAUCAAGAAGGCAAACGAGGUGAAGCCCCCUCAGUUUGUGGACAUUCCCCUGGAGGAAGAUGACUCCUCUGAUGAAGAAUACCAGCCUGAUGAUGAAGAGGAGGAUGAGACUGCAGAAGAGAGCUUGCUGGAGAGUGAUGUGGAGAGCACAGCUUCUUCUCCUCGUGGAGCCAAGAGGUCCAGGACACGACGCUCCUCUGAUGAGGAGGGGGGCACCCCCUGUGAGGUGGAGAUGGUCACCCCCCCUGCUGUCAGACACAUCAGUGCUGAGGUGGUUCCCAUGGGACCUCCCCCACCCCCCAAGCCCAAGCAGAGCAGGGACAGCACCUUCAUGGAGAAGCUGCACGCCGUGGAUGAGGAGCUGGCCUCCAGCCCUGUCUGCAUGGACUCCUACCAGCCCCUGGAGGACAGCCUGAUUGCCUUCAGGACCCGCUCCAAGAGGCCCCUGAAGGACGUUCCCCUGGGGCAGCUGGAGGCCGAGCUGCGCGCGCCCGACAUCACCCCCGACAUGUACGAGCCCAGCACGGGCGACGACGAGGAGUGGGAGAGGUGGCUCAGGGGGCUCAUGAAUGAUGACGUGGAGAACGAAGAUGAAGCUGAUGAUGAUGAUGACCCAGAGUACAAUUUCCUGGAAGAUCUGGAUGAACCAGACACUGAAGAUUUCAGGAAUGACCGUGCUGUGAGAAUCACCAAAAAGGAGGUGAACGAGCUGAUGGAGGAGCUGUUUGAGACAUUCCAGGGUGAGAUGGGCUUCUCCAGCAUGAAGGAUGAGAGGCCAGAGGAUGGAGAUGCUGUCACAGAGUCCCGGCCAAAUUUCAACACCCCCCAGGCCCUCAGGUUCGAGGAGCCCCUGGCCAAUCUGCUGAACAAGCAGCACCAGACAGUGAAGGAGCAGCUGGAGCAGCUGAGGAUGAAAAAAUCUUCCCUGAGAGCCCCCCCGGAGGCUGAAAAAGCCAAAAGUGAUCCCGAGAGGAGCCUGCAGAGCCUGGGGCUGGACAGCGCCCAGAGGAGGCGGCUGCAGCAGCAGAUGCAGCAGCACGUGCAGCUCCUGACCCAGGUCCAUCUCCUGGCCAGCUCCAACCCCGCGCUCAGCUCCGAGGCCAGCAGCACCCAGCUCUUCCUGAGCGAGCUGUGCAGCUUUGCCUGCAGCUCCCGGCUGCAGCAGGGCCCGCAGCAGCCCGGGCUGCCCAGCAUGUUCCAGCCCUGCAACCUGCCGGGGGCGCUGCAGCUGCUGCAGGACUUCCACGCCCAGGUGCCCGUGGACUGGAGCCCCAGGAAGGCAGCCAAGAGUGCCAAUGAAUUCUCCUGCCUGCCAAAGCAGGUGGCCUGGAUUUUGGCCACCAGGAAAGUGUUCAUGUACCCCGAGCUGCUGCCAGUGUGUGCCUUGAGAGCCAGCCCUCCCCAGGACAAGAUCCUCUUCACCAAGGCUGAGGACAACUUGUUGGCUCUAGGGCUGAAACAUUUCGAGGGCACGAAUUUCCCCAAGCCUUUGAUCAGCAAAUACCUGCUGCCCACCAAAACUGCUCACCAGCUGACAGUGAGGAUCAAGAACCUCACCAUGAACAGAGCCCCUGACAACAUCAUCAGGCACUACAAGAGGACCAAGCAGCUGCCGGCGCUGCUGAAGGUCUGUGAGGAGGUGCAGCCCCACGAGUGGAGAGCUCCUGUGCACAGGGAGGAGCACCGCCUGCCCUUCUGGCUGAAGGCGAGCUUGCCCUCCAUCCAGGAAGAGCUGAAGCAGCUGGCAGAAGAUGCCAAGGAGGCACCAGCUUCCCCUGCAGGUGGAGGAUGUGCCCUUCUGGGGACAGAGAGGGGACCUGCAGGCGGGGAAGGCGAUGACAAAUACCCUCUGCUGAUGCCCAAGGGGCUCGUGCUCACCCUGAAACCUUUGGGCAACCGCUUCUCCAGGAGGCCCUGGAGGAGGCAGAGGUCUGCAGCUCUGAAGCCUGUCCUGAUCCGGCCCAGCCCCUGCCUGCAGCCCAGCUCCAGCCCCCUGGGCGUGCAGAAGAGCCAGAAGCUGGCUCAGGCAGAGGCUGCCCCCGGCCGCCUCCGGAGCCGCGUCCCCCGGCCCAUCCAGCCGGCGCCGCCGCCCCUGCCAGUCCCGGCGCUGCUGGGAGCUGGGGAUGCCUUGGAAUUCCAGAAGGUUCUUUCUGCUGGCCAGCCAAACUCCAGACAAGCCUUCCCAGCUGCCGUACCCCCAGCUCUGGUGGCCUCAGAGGUGGCUCUGCAGCCCAAGCUGGCGCUGCCGGCCUCGGCCGGGGCGAGAGCGCGCAAGGCGUGCGUGAGGAAGGGCUACCAGAGGAAGAAAGGGACCAGAGCUGCCCCGGUGCUCAAAACCUCCCCGGUGAUCAAAGCUUCCCCUCUGCUCCAGCCCUCCCCCGUGAUCCUGACCGUCCCUGCCACCACGGUGAAGGUGCUGAACAUCGGCAAUGGCUGCAACGUGAUCCAGCCCCUGAGCACGGCCGUGGGCCGGGCCGCCCAGGCCAUCCCCGUCACCACCCUGCUGGUGAAUCCCUCCCCCUUCCCAUGUCCCCUGAAUCAGCCUCUGGUCACCUCCUCCAUCCCGUCCCUGAUCGUGUCCCCCAGCCCUGUUGCUCUGUCUGCUCCUGCUGGGGGUGAAGGGGAGGAGAAGCUGACCCUGCUCCCUGCUCCGGGAGCUUUCCCUGCCGCGGAGCCCAAGGCGGAGCCCCCGGAGCUCUUGGUGCCCUGCUCCUUGUCCCCAAAGGAGGAGCGUGGCACAAACCCAGCCUGUGGGGACACCAGGGACAAGGGGAACGAGGGUGACAGCUGCAGCUGGGCGGUGGCAGAGGGGGAUGGGAACACACCAGAGCCUUUGCCCGUGGUGGAGCUUCUGCCUCGCUUCGAUCCCGACGCGCCGCUGGAAGUCAAGGCUGAGGAUGGAAGUGACGCUCCCAAGGAGGCCGAGCUGGCCCAGGAAAGGGAACUUUUACCUGCUGAAAGCAAGGAGGAGUUCAUGCUGGGCCUCGGCCAGGAGCUGAGCGUGGAGGCUGCUUGUUCCUCUGGGGAUGAGCCCAAGAAGGAGCAGGUGGCCUGCGAGGAGGAGGCAGAGGAGGAAGGCCAGGCUGUGGCUGUGCCCUCCCCGCCCCAGGGGGAGCAGCAGGGGGAGCCUGGGGGGGCUGCAGGACCCCCAGGCUCCAGUGACUCUCCAAAGGAGCCCCCUGAGAGGGAGGCAGAGUUCAGCAGCCCCCCGGGAAGGCCAGAGGACUCAGGCAGCGUGGACGGGCAGUCCGUGGGGACACCGGCCGGCCCCGAGGCUGCAGGGGACAGGGAAGGGCAGGAGGAGGAGGAAGAAGAUGAUUUCGAUGAUUUGACACAGGAUGAGGAUGAGGAAAUGUCAUCAGCUUCAGAAGAGUCAAUUCUGUCAGUGCCAGAACUGCAGGAGACAAUGGAAAAACUGACCUGGCUUGCAACAGAGAGACGUUUGAGCCAAGAAGGAGAUUCAGAGGAAGAGAAUUCCCAGGAGGAGAACUCUGAGCCCGAGGAGGAGGAGGAGGAGGAAGGGGAAGGAGCUGAGAGCCUGCAGAAAGAUGAUGAAACCUGUGGGGAUGCAUCAGAGGAGCCCAAAUCUGCUUCCACCACGGCCAAGGCAGCUUCCCCACAGGUGGAGGCUCUCAGGAGGCCAGCAGGAGAGACCCUGAAAGCCCCUGGGAAGAGCAGGAGCUCCCACAGGACCAGGAGCAAGAGGGGCAGAGCUCGUGGCAGCAAGGACACCUCCAAGCUGCUGCUGCUCUACGACGAGGACAUCCUGGAGAGGGAUCCCCUGAGGGAGCAGAAGGACCUGGCCUUUGCCCAGGCCUACCUGAGCAGGGUCCGUGAGACCCUGCAGCACAUCCCAGGAAAGUACGAAGAUUUCCUGCGCGUCAUCUACGAGUUCGAGAUCAGCGCGGACAAACGGACGGCCGUGGACCUCUACUCCACCCUGCAGAAGCUGCUGCACGACUGGCCACAGCUGCUCACAGACUUUGCUGCCUUUCUUCUGCCAGAGCAAGCUCUGGAGUGCGGGCUGUUUGAGGAGCAGCAAGCCUUUGAGAAAAGCAGGAAGUUCCUCAGGCAGCUGGAGAUCUGCUUUGCUGAAAACCCUGCCCACCACCAGAAGAUCAUCAAGGUCCUGCAGAGCUGUGCAGACUGCGUGCCCCAGGAGAUUGCAGAGCUGAAGACCCAGAUGUGGCAGCUGCUGAAGGGCCACGACCACCUGCAGGACGAGUUCUCGGUUUUCUUCGACCACCUCCGGCCCUGCGCCAGCCGCAUGGGGGACUUUGAGGAGAUCAACUGGACCGAGGAGAAGGAAUACGAGUUUGAUGGCUUUGAGGAGGUGUCACUGCCAGAUGUGGAAGAGGAGGAUGAACCACCCAAAAUUCAUGGAGGCAGCAGGAACAAGAAGAGGAAGGAGAUUGGAGGCCAACACCAUGAGAAGGAGGUGGAGUGGGUGGAGGGGCUGAAGGAGUGCUCCUGCCCCUGCUCCUGCCAUGAGGGGAGCAGCGACCCGAGGCUGAAGAAGAGCAAGAGGAGGAGCUGCAGCCACUGCGGCAGCAAGGUGUGUGAGCCCAAGCUCUACAGGCACAGGGAGCCCCCGGAGCUGCCCGGCCCCAGGGAGGGCAGGGAGCCCGGCGUGCCCCGGGAGCCCGGCGUGCCCCGGGAGCCCGGCCCCGGCCGGGAGAGCCCGGAGAGCAGGGACGAGCCAGAGGACACCCAGGGCAGGGCAAGGCCCGGCAGCAGGAGGGGGGAGUGCCUGUGCCCAGCAGGAUCUCAGCUGGAAGGAAGGGCGGCCUCCAGCACUCCUGGGGAAAAGGCUGCCCCUGCUGCUGCCCCUGCUGCUGCCCCUGCUGCUGCCCCUGCUGCUGCCCCUGCUGCUGCCCCUGCUGCUGCCCGCGUUCCAGAAGGUUCCAGUGCAGGUGUGGGCGCUGCCAGGGACGGGGACUCUGCAGCCACUGGCCCCAGGUGGGCUCUGGAGCUGCCCCGAGGGAGCAGAGCCUGCCCUUGCCCCGAGGGGCUGCAGCAGCCCGGGGGGGACCUGCUGCUCUCUGCCGCAGCCAGAGCAGCCCCAGGAGCUCCCCCCUGCCAGCCCGGGGGGCUCCCCCAGCCCGGGGGGCUCCCCCAGCCCGGGGGCUCUGCUCCUGCUCCUGCAGGCAGCCCAGAGCUGCAGGGAGCAGCUGGAGCACAGCAGGGCUGCAGGGGGGACACCCGGCACAGAAGCUGCCCCGGAGAUGCUCCCGAGGCCAGGCCAGGGUCCAGUGCAGGCAGCAGCAGCUUCCUGGGGCAGCAGCAGCCCGAGCAGCUGCAGGGCAGAGCAGGGCCCAGGGAGGAGGAGCAGCAGCAGCAGAGGGUGACAGAGGCCACCGUGUGUGCCAAGAACAGCAAAGUCAGCUCCACCGGGGAGAAGGUCGUGCUCUGGACCAGGGAGGCUGACAGAGUCAUCCUCACCACCUGCCAGGAGAAGGGAGCCCACCUGGACACCUUCCACGCCAUCUCCCAGAAACUGGGCAACAAGACAGCCAGUGAGGUGUCCCACAGGUUCAGGGAGCUGAUGAGGCUGUUCCACACCUCCUGUGACGGCAGCUCUGAGGAUGAGGAGGAUGCCACCAGCACCAGUAACACAGACCAGCUGUCAGACAAAGACCUGCUGCUCUCUGAGGAAGACCCUGAUGACUGAGAGGAUCAACCACUGACUGACUGCACCCCAAGAGAGUUUUGGUUUUAUUCUCAGUUUGCUGCUAGACAGGUGCUGUGGGAAAAUGUUUGCACAGGUACUUGCGCCAGCACCUUAAAUUUAUUUUGUUUUAUUUUGUUUUUUGUUCCAUUUCCAGCCUGUUCCAAACCAAAGGCAGGAAGUAAAAGGAGAAAAUUCUUUAGGACUCCCCUGGGGAGUUUCAGCAGUGGAAUAAGAGAACUUGUGGACACUGACCUGGCCUUGGGGUGAAGCCCCUGACCAGGACCUGUAAAUAUUGUACCCUGAGAUGUCAGUUUUCAUCUGGAACAAACACGUGACCUUUUCUAAGUUC
Messenger RNA from Haemorhous mexicanus (house finch), 6885 nucleotides. Its product is annotated as GON-4-like protein. The coding region runs from base 63 to 6536 and encodes 2157 amino acids. Gene Ontology annotation, biological process: regulation of DNA-templated transcription. The transcript is spliced from 31 exons. NCBI's taxonomy places the organism in Eukaryota, Metazoa, Chordata, Aves, Passeriformes, Fringillidae. Gene Ontology annotation, cellular component: nucleus. The record is from RefSeq and is a predicted model, not a curated record. Gene Ontology annotation, molecular function: transcription coregulator activity.